AUGAAUAAUUUUAAAACAAGCACCAAAAGUGAUAAAAUUAAGGUUCUGAAUGUAGCAGAGAAACCAUCUGUGGCUAGAUCCAUUGCAAAUGUGCUUAGUAAAGAUCAUCGUAUUGAAGAAACCAAAUCCCCAUUUAACAAGCUAUUCAAGUUGGAUUAUAGAUUAAAAGAUGUGGAAGUGGAGAUGUGGAUCACGUCUGUUACUGGGCACUUGAAGAGUUUGAAGUAUCCCCAAAAAUACCAGAGUUGGGAGAAGUGGGAUCCAAUCAUAAUUUUAAAGGAAGCUGAAAUAGAAAACAAUAUAUCAACAGAUAAGUAAAACUUAGAAUUGAAUCUAAAAAACUUUGCUUCGAUCUGUAAUCGCUUAAUCCUUUGGUUGGAUUGUGAUAGAGAAGGUGAAAAUAUAGCAUUUGAAGUGAUGGAAGUAUGUCGAGAAGCUAAUCCCAAUAUUCAAGUGAAUCGAGCUCAUUUUUCAGCCGUCACUUAUGUUGAUGUUCGAAGAGCCUUAGAUACAUUGAAAUAUCCAGAUCAAAACUUAUCGAAUUCAGUCAUAGCCAGAUAAGAGAUAGAUCUCAGGAUUGGUGCAUCCUUCACUAGAUUUCAAACUUUAUUACUCUAAAAACAAUUUAAUCUAUCAUCUAUAGUAAGUUAUGGUCCAUGUCAAAUACCCACUCUUGGUUUCGUAGUUCAAAGACAGAAAGAGAUCGACUCAUUUGUCAAAGAGUAGUUUUGGUUCAUCUAAAGUGAAGAUGAUUAGAAAUGCAUAUAUAACUGGGAUCGUACGCAUUUAUUUGAUGAAUUUAUUGUUGCCUUGUUGUUUGAGAGAUGUUAUUAAGAAAGUGCUACAGUGAUUAAUGUGUAAUAAAAGGAUGUUCAAAAAUGGAAACCCUAUCCCUUGUGUACCAUAGAAUUCGAAAAGUUGGCAUCUAAGAAAUUAAGGAUCUCAGCACACAAGGCAAUGGAAUUAGCAGAGAGAUUAUAUAAUAAAGGAUACAUCAGUUAUCCAAGAACAGAAACCAACAAAUUCCCACCUACUAUCAAUCUAUAAACUAUCAUCAGAGAUCAAUAGAAUCAUCCAGUGUGGGGAGAAUAUGCAACCAAUCUACUCAACUUCGCUUUUGAAUAUCCUAAAGCAGGAAAUAAAGAUGAUAAAGCACAUCCUCCAAUACAUCCAGUUAAAAUGAUGAUUGAAAAUGAAGCACAAAAUAAAUAGGAAUGGGAUGUUUAUCAACUUAUUACCAGGCAUUUCUUAGCCUGUUGCUCCAAAAAUGCCAAAGGAUCUGAAACUACUAUUACUUUAUAAAUUAACGAUGAGACCUUCUCUAAAUCAGGACUGGUUAUUAAAGAAAAGAAUUAUUUAGAAAUAUACAUCUAUGAAGAAUGGUCUCAAUCUUAGGUUCCAAAUUAUCAAUAAGGAGAUUCUAUCAAAAUCAAAUUAACACUUUAAAAAGGAUCAACCUCUCCUCCUAAACCUAUGACUGAAGCUGAACUCAUAGGCUUGAUGGAUAAAAAUGGCAUAGGAACUGAUGCUACAAUUCAUGAACAUAUCAAUACUAUUUAAGAUAGAGAGUAUGCAACCAAGAGAGGUUAAAUCAUUAAACCUACCAAAAUUGGACUUGCUCUCGUUGAAUCCUAUGAAAUUUUGGGCUUUACUUUGCAUUAACCAUUUCUAAGAGCAGUAAUGGAACAAAGGAUGAAUGAAGUUGCCCUAGGGAAGAAAGAGAAAUCUUAGAUAGUUCAAGCAACUAUAAAUGAAAUGACUAUUAUUUUAAAAUAACUUUAAGAGAAGUAAAAUUUAAUCAUAAAGACAUUUGGAUCAUAUUUGGAGGCUCUAAAAAAUUAUGAUGAAGACAAUGAUAAUGAUGAUAAUAAUAAUCAACCAAGAAUACCAUUAGAUGAAGGAGAAGAAACCACCUAGAAUUAGCCAAAAGCAAAUAAAAAAACUAGGAAUUAAAGAAAUAAGAAAUCAGAUGAAUUACCAAAAAAUUCAAUAUUACCUCCUUCAAUUUGUUAAUUUUGUAAUUCCUUAUGUGUUACUAAUAAAUAAUUAAAUGGAAAAUUAAUCUAGAUUUGUCCCAAGCUCUGUCAAAUCUAAGAAGAUAUUAACUAAAAUGGCCAUCAUCAAUCUACACAAAACAAAGAUAACUGUUUUUAAUGUAAUUUAUGCUAAAAUUUCAUGAAAAUUAGAUAUUCAAAGAUUAAAAAAACUAAUUUUUUGGGAUGCUCCUCCUAUCCAUAAUGCAACUAAGCCAUUUUUCUGCCAGAUACUGUUAAAUCAAUUAAAUUGAUUGAUAAAAAAUGUACCAAAUGUGGAUCACCUUUGUUUUCACUUUAAUUUAAUGAAAAUUAUAACUAAGUUCAUUAAGCCUCCUUUUUUUGUUUAUUUCCAGGUUGUUAAUUUAUCAUAAAAACUGAUUGGAAAUAAAAUAAAGACUCAAAUCAAACUUCAUUUGUUGGUAAGCAAUAAAAUAAAGUUGAAAACACUGGAAAGUACCCAUUCAACCCUCAUUAAUAAAAUAAGAAUUUCUAUAAUAAAGAAAAAUCAAAUAAUUAAUAAAAGUUUCCUUAUUAAAAAAAUUGAAGAAUACUGAAAUAUAUAUACAAUUCAUACAUAUAUUUUAAUAUUAUAUCAAAAA
This is a messenger RNA of Paramecium tetraurelia, 2635 nucleotides long. RefSeq lists its product as uncharacterized. Gene Ontology annotation, molecular function: DNA binding; DNA topoisomerase type I (single strand cut, ATP-independent) activity. Gene Ontology annotation, biological process: DNA topological change. Gene Ontology annotation, cellular component: nucleus. The transcript has 4 exons. The record is from RefSeq and is a predicted model, not a curated record. NCBI's taxonomy places the organism in Eukaryota, Ciliophora, Oligohymenophorea, Peniculida, Parameciidae.